Molecule: messenger RNA, 840 nt
Organism: Paramuricea clavata
Lineage: Eukaryota; Metazoa; Cnidaria; Anthozoa; Malacalcyonacea; Plexauridae
Source: the annotation of a GenBank genome assembly
AUGGUCCUAGUCGACAAUAAGAAAGCCUUUGACAUGGUUGAUCACUGUAUCCUGCUUGAUAAACUUGGAGCAUACCAUCUUGAUCAGAGUUCGCUUGAUUGGUUUAAAUGCUAUCUAUCAGACCGUAAACAAUAUGUUAACUUCAAAUGCCAGUCUUCUACAACAAAAGUAAUCACGGACGGAGUACCACAGGGUUCUAUCCUUGGGCCUCUAUUGUUUCUCGUUUUUAUAAACGAUUUGUCUCUACAUAUCAACACCCAAGUAGAUUUAUUCGCUGAUGACACUACCUUACUCGCUGCCACUGAUUAUAAUGAUAUUAAUGAACUUAACGAGAAAUUAGCUCUGGAAGUCUCUAACGUUCAAAACUGGGCCAUUACCAAUAAACUGCCUCUCAAUACCACUAAGACUAAAACCAUUCUGAUUUCUGGUAAACGUCUUAAAUCUAAGCUUACUCCUGAAAAUCAAACUCUCGAUAUUAAAUUCAACGAUGAUUCAUUAGAACAAGCGCACUCUGUGAAAUUACUGGGCUUUAAUAUUGAUGAAGAUUUAAACUUUGACACUCAUGUUGAUAUAAUGGCAAUGAAACUAUCGAAACGUAUUGGAAUAUUGAAGUCUAUAAAAUCCUACCUGCCUCGAAACGAACGUAUUCUUUUCUACAAUGCUAUGAUCAAACCUCUAUUUCUCUAUUGUAGUAUAACCCCUGGACAAACUGUAGUAAGAACAAUAUCACUAAAAUUUUCAAACUUCAAAAACGCUGCGCCAGAAUUAUCCUUGACGCUGAACCUCGCCAUUCCUCGAUUAAUCUAUUUAAUAAUCUUGGUUGGUUACCUUUUUACGUAG